AAUAAAGGUAUAUUAUAGCUGCAACACAGAGAUGUUUACGUAGUGCAUAAAUGCACCAUUGACAUAUAUGCAAUAUUGUGAUUUUACUACUAUAAUAUUGCAGGGUUGAAUGUAUAACUCCAGUUCUACGAAAAAAAAAAUAUGAAUUGCAAAACAAUGUGUAAUCUCUGAAAGAUUUUGCAACAGUGGGUCAGUCCAAGCAUAUGAGCAAACCAUGCGUAAAGGAGCAUCAUAAGAUUAGUACGCAAUAACCUGCAAGGAUGUGAAAGUGUGUGCAAUCGCACAUAUUGUACUAAUGAAACAUUUUGGUUGUGUACCCUUCUUUUUGUCAUAUUUCUUUUUCACACUGUUCCAUGUAACAAUGUACUUUGCUAGUUCUUCUUUGCAUGCCUUUUACGUAGAAUUCGGCUUGUUGCCAAACUCAUUUAGUAUUUCCUGUUUCAUCUUUCUCACUACUAGACCCACAGAAAACCUCCAGUGCGGCAGAGAGAUAGUCAUCUGUACUUCCACAACUAAGAUGACCAAUGCGACUACGUCCAGUUCCUCGCUGCCCGUGAGCCAUCAAGUUGGGAUCUGGCUCCUGUCACUAGCCUUUCUUGCGGGCGUCCCUGGGAACUUGUUUGUCGUGUGGACAAUUGUAUUCCGUGUGGCACGCCGCUCACUUACCUGCCUACUGGUGCUCAACCUGGCAGUGGCUGACGCCCUGGUGCUGCUCAGCGCACCGUUCUUUCUUCACUUUCUGGCUGCGGGGCGUGGCUGGCUGUUCGGGGAAGGGCUGUGCAAGACUGUGCACUACCUGUGCUGUGUGAACAUGUACGCCUCCAUCUACCUGAUCUGCCUGAUGAGUCUGGAUCGCUGGCUGGCUGUGAUACGACCUUUCCUCUCUCAGCGGUUGCGCACCAAACGCACACUCUGGGCUCUCCUCCUGGGAUUGUGGACCUUGGCCUUUCUCUUCGCCUUGCCCAUGCCCUUCUACCGUAGUAACCUCCAGCCAUUUAUAAAGAAAAAUAUCUCCAUCUACAUAUGCAUGCCGUAUCACUGGGGAAGCGUGAAUCAUGAAGUCUUCCAGUACCUGUGGGAGACGCUACUUGGCUUCCUGCUACCGUUCUGCCUCAUCGUGGGGUGUUACGCCUCCAUCAUCUACCGCCUGCGCAGUGCCAUGUUCCAGCGCAAGGGCCGAGGAAGCCGCCUCAUCCUCAUAAUCAUGAGUGCCUUUGCGCUCUUUUGGGCUCCAUAUCACCUCGUCAAUAUCCUACAGGUGGUAGGAAAACUACAGGAUUUAUCCUCCAUAAAGAACUUUGCAGCGGCAGCCCGGCCCAACGUCACGGCCUUUGCCUUUCUCAGCAGCAGUGUGAACCCCAUCCUCUACGUCUUUGCCGGCAGCUCAUACAUCCGCAAUGCAGGACUAGGUUUCAUGGCCAAACUGUUUGAUGGCACCAAUUCAGAGGGGAGUGGGUCCUUUAGCCGUAGCACACGCUCCAGCCGCAGCGGCUCCUCUGGCGAGACCACUACCUUGCGCAAGCUGUCCCUCCGAUUUGGUUUUAAGACUGGUCGGGACGAGUGGGCGGAGCCUAGUGUACAGACAGACCCUCGUCUGAAGGCGGAGACAGACGCGAAGGUGGAGCUAAAGACAAUGACCACGACGGAGCAGAUCUAAGAUUUUUUCCCCCUAUUUUAAUGUAAACAUUCAUGCUACUCGUAAAUUUAUCUUUAUUGCAGAAAAGUAUUUAUUUGUAGUACAGCGUUUAAAAAACAGAAAAAGAAUGCCGCUUCUUAGAAUUCUGUGAAAUUAGGAAUGCAGAAAAAUGUAUUUUUGUAUAUCUCAGUGUAUUUUUUUACGUGGAAUUUUUUCAACAUUUGAUUUUCAUUAAAAUAUAUACUUAAAAUAUA
This is a messenger RNA of Brienomyrus brachyistius, 1890 nucleotides long. It is a transcript of the gene ltb4r, whose product is annotated as leukotriene B4 receptor. The record is from RefSeq and is a predicted model, not a curated record. Lineage: Eukaryota; Metazoa; Chordata; Actinopteri; Osteoglossiformes; Mormyridae. Gene Ontology annotation, cellular component: plasma membrane. The transcript is spliced from 3 exons. Gene Ontology annotation, biological process: complement receptor mediated signaling pathway; positive regulation of cytosolic calcium ion concentration; phospholipase C-activating G protein-coupled receptor signaling pathway. Gene Ontology annotation, molecular function: complement receptor activity; leukotriene receptor activity. The coding region runs from base 296 to 1657 and encodes 453 amino acids.